Messenger RNA from Adineta steineri, 3543 nucleotides. NCBI's taxonomy places the organism in Eukaryota, Metazoa, Rotifera, Eurotatoria, Adinetida, Adinetidae. The record is from the annotation of a GenBank genome assembly.
AUGAAUUUAAAAUAUAUUCGAAGUGAUUUACCAUGGUCACUUCGAUUUGAUGAACGUGUAAAUUCAGCAGAUUCACAAAAAUAUAACACCGAAUUAGAGACUAUUGCUCGUCGACAUGGCUUUGAACAAUUUAUAAAUUCGGAAACACUUUCUCGACGAUCAAAUACAGAUGUAUUUUUUCCUAAUGAAAUAAUUAAUUCAAAUGGAUAUAAUAGUACAGAUUUUCAUGAUGAUCAUAAUCAUACAUUUUGUUAUUUAUGUUCAAUAAAUCAAAAUCAACAUGAACAAACUAAACCACGUGAUGAAUACAAAAGACGAAAACUUAUUCCAUAUAAUAAUCCUAAAGCUCGAUUGCUAUCAUCAUCAUUAGAUCGAGUAACACAAAAUUCCUCAUCAUUAGAUUUAACAUCCUAUCGAUUUAUAGUACGAACUGGUACACAGAAAAAUAGUGGUACACACGCUCAAGUAUUUUUAUAUAUGUAUGGAACGGAAAAGAAUUGGUCAUCAAUUCAUUUACAAGGACGUAUGAAUCAAAAUUCUUCAUCAUCUAUGGAUGGUUUCCCAAGUGGUUCUACGAGAACAUUUUGUUUGAAAGGGCCAGAUAUUGGUCAAUUACAUCAUUUAAAUGUGAAUCUCGUGGGUUCUCGAUCAAAUAAAGAAUGGUUUUUAAAAGAAAUUGAAAUUACUAAUCUAAAAAAUUCAACAACAUGGUUAUGUGAAUUUAAUUGUUGGUUACCGAAAACUGAUGAACAAGAAAUUCAUGAAGUAAAAUUAAAUAUCGAUCGACCAACAGAAACAUCAUUCGCGAUUUAUAUUCUUCAAAUUCGUACAGGUGAUAAACCAUUUAUUAGUACUGAUACAAAUAUUCAGAUUCUAAUUCGUGGAUCAACUAAUCAAACAUCGCGAUUAGUAUUAACAAGUAAUCAUGUUAAUUUAUUUGAACAAAAUCAAUUAGAUACCUUUGCAAUUAUUGGAUGGGAUCUUGGUGAUUUAUUAGAAAUAAUUGUUGAAUCAGAUAAAAAUCAUUUUGUAAGUGAUUGGGAAAUAAAAGAAAUGACAAUAUGGCAAAUACUACCAAAUGAAAAUGAGAAAAAAUUUCAUAUUUAUUUUCCAUUCAAUAAUUUUCUUGGAAAAAAAAUGAAUACAUUAAAAUCUAAAAAAGAAUUAUAUCCAUUAGCUGAUUCACAUUUAAAAGGUCCUAUAUGUUAUCAAAUUAUAGUUAAAACGGGUAAAGUAAUGAAUGCUGGAAUAGAUGCUAAUGUAUUUUUAAUUAUCUAUGGAACAUGUGGUCGAACAACUAUUCAUCAACUUAAUGAUCGAUCAAAAAACAAUUUUGAACGAAAUACAUCAGCAGAAUUUACUAUCAUGGAUAUUGAUAUUGGUAAGAUUGAUCGAAUAAAAAUUUGGCAUGAUAAUACUAAUCCCCGUUCAGCUUGGUUUCUUGAUUCAGUUAUAAUUUAUAAAAAACAUUCCACGUGUCAUACAAUAUCAGAUAUAUACAUUCAACGUCUUGAACAAAUAAGUAAAGUAUUAUAUCGUCAACAUCAUGAACAAAUGAAAAAGAAUAUGACGACUACACAUACAUCAUCGACAAAUGAAAAUAAACAUCAUUCAAUUGAUCGACAAAGUUCGAAACUAAAAACGAAUGAUCAUUUAGGAAGUAAUCGAAGUAUUUUACGUAGUCCAAUAAUGAAUGAUAGAAGUAGUUUGCAAAAGAAAGUUACAUGGGAUGAACAAAGUAUUGGUUCUCAAGAUGAUUUAUUAUCAAUCGAUUCACAACGGACGAAAUCAAUGCAAAUUAGAAAAGAACAGAAAGAAGAAUCUUCACAUCAUAAAAAAGAUCAUAAUGAUUAUGAAAUUUUCUGGAUAUCAUCACAUAAUUAUAAAGAAAGUAAAUGGCAAAUAAAAUCUGUUGAAGAAACCAAUUCAUUUAAUUUCGAUUCAUCAAUACGUUCAUUAUUACUUUCUGAUCGUUUAACAACAAAGAACAAAACGAUAAUAUCUGUUAAAGAUAUACAUGAUGAAAUCUAUGAAUUUCAAGCCAAUCGAUGGUUAGCAAAAGACAAAGAAGAUGGAAAACUUGAAGUUUAUUUAACACCAAAACAAUCAUCAACUAUUGCCGAUAUAAAUAUUGAUUCAAGAAAGAAACCUAUGAGUUCAUCGAAACUUCACCCUACAUAUGAUGAUAAGAACAAACAUUUAUCUUCACAUGAUCAAGAAUCUAUUGAAAGAACUCCACGAGGUUUAACACCACGUGAUUCGCAAUUAUCUUCUUUACGUUCAUCAGUGACACCAAAAACACAUCUUAAUGAUUUACAUUCGUCUCAAAAAAAUGUCGAUCAAUUUUCCAGUCAUUCAUGGUCAUCUCAUGAAAAUAAUAAUCUUAUAAAUUCGUUAAAUAGUGAACAAGAAUUAUUAGCAAGAAUAGCAGGUGUACCAUCAGUUCGUCCACGACCAUCCGUUACUUCAAUGUCACCAUUAAGUCAACGAUCAAAAUCACCUCGAGAUAUAAAUGAACAAGAAUCUUUAAUUAGAACAUCACGUGAUUCGGAAAAUUAUUCUUCCUUGGCAAAUAUCUCAAAUUCAUCAUCUACCAGUCAACAACGUUUCAAAUCACCACGUGCUAUCAAUAAUUUUAUUACUCCGAUAACACAUGAACAAGAGCCAUUAACUAGAGUUUCAGAUUCAUCUUUAAAUCAUCCUCGAUUGACGACAGCUGCUUCAUCUAGUCAAAAUAUAAAAUCAUCACGCACUAGUAAUGAUCAUACUAAUGCGUUAAUUAACACUCGAGAUUCAUUAGAUAGAAUUUCAGAUGGUCUACCAAAUUAUUCUCGAUUAAAACCUACUUUAACAUCGUCAUUAACCUCUAACCAACGUAUGAAAUCAUUACGUAAUUCUAAUGAAUUUACUAAUUCAAUAAUUAAUGAACAAGAAUUAUUAGACAGAAUUACAGAUGAACCAUCAAAUCGUCCACGAUCAUCAGUAAAUUCACUAUCAACAUUAAACCAUCGUACAAAAUCUCCUCGAAAUUUACUAGAACAAGAAUCUUCGCUCAAAAUUUCCGAUGAAUUACCAAGCUACUCUCAAUCUACAUCUAAUCAACGUUUGAAAUCACUACGGAAUUCUAAUGAAUUUAUUAAUCCAGGCAAUAGUGAACAAGAAUUAUUAACAAGAAUUAUUGGUGAACCAUCAAAUCGUUCACGAACAUCUAUCAAUUCAUUGUCAUCAAUAAAUCAACGUACAAAAUUACCACAUAAUACUAAUGUUCCCAUCGAUUCAUUAGUCAAUGAACGAAAUACAUUAGGUAAACUAUCGAAUGAAUCAUCUAAUAGUCCACGAUUAUCAUCAUCAUCAACCAGUCAAUUUCCGAAAUCAACUCGAUUAAAUAAUGACUCUAUUAGCUCAUUAACAAAACCAUCUAGUGGAUUAUCAUCACGUCCCAAAUCAGCAAUACGUUCAAAUCCUCAUCUUCCUUCACAAAAAUCUAUCGUUGAUCAAGUAUACAAUUCAGCUUAUGGUACAGCACCAUCAGAUGAUUUUUAA